This is a messenger RNA of Gallus gallus (chicken), 3024 nucleotides long. RefSeq names its product striatin interacting protein 1 (gene STRIP1). The record is from RefSeq and is a predicted model, not a curated record. Gene Ontology annotation, cellular component: cytosol. The transcript is spliced from 21 exons. Bases 167 to 2617 code for a protein of 816 amino acids. Gene Ontology annotation, biological process: cytoskeleton organization. NCBI's taxonomy places the organism in Eukaryota, Metazoa, Chordata, Aves, Galliformes, Phasianidae.
GGCGGAACGGCGGCGGAACGGCGGGAGGAGUCAUGGCGCAGGCAGGAGAGCGGCCGGAGCUCGGCGCCACUCCCAACAUGGCGGCGGCGCUGCCCCGGCUCUCCCUGCCGCUCCCGCGAGAAGGAGGGGUGAGUCCUCGCGAGAGCUCGGCGUGCGCGGCGGAGACAUGGAGCCGGGCGGCGGCGGCGCGGGGCCGCUCCCGGCCAACAACAAGGCCCGAGGCGGGGCGGCGCCGCCCGGGAAGGGCCGCGAUUUGGGCCGUCCCCCGCGGAAGGACUCCGAGGGCUACUCGGAGUCCCCCGACCUGGAGUUCGAGUAUGCGGACACCGAUAAGUGGGCAGCGGAGCUGUCUGAGCUGUACAGCUACACGGAGGGCCCGGAGUUUCUGCUCAACCGCAAGUGCUUUGAGGAGGACUUCAGGAUCCAUGUGCGGGACAAGAAGUGGACAGAGCUGGACAAGAAGCAGCACCGCACCCACGCCAUGCGGCUGCUGGACGGGCUGGAGGUCACCGCCCGGGAGAGGAGGCUGAGGGUCGCCCGAGCAAUCCUUUAUGUUGCCCAAGGCACGUUCGGGGAGUGCAGCUCUGAGGCCGAGGUGCAGGCCUGGAUGAGGUACAACAUCUUCCUGCUGCUGGAAGUGGGCACGUUCAACGCGCUGGUGGAGCUGCUGAACAUGGAGAUUGAUAACAGUGCGGCGUGCAGCAGCGCGGUGAGGAAGCCUGCCAUCUCCCUGGCUGACAGCACGGACCUGAGGGUGCUGCUGAACAUUAUGUACCUGAUCGUGGAGACGGUCCGGCAGGAGGCUGAGGGGGACAAGGCUGAGUGGAAGAGCAUGAGACAGACCUUCCGAGCAGAGCUGGGAGCCCCUCUGUACAACAACGAGCCCUUCUCUGUGAUGCUCUUUGGGAUGGUGACCAAAUUCUGCAGCGGCCACGCUCCACACUUCCCCAUGAAGAAGGUGCUGCUUCUGCUCUGGAAGACUGUGCUGUGCACCCUGGGGGGCUUUGAGGAGCUCCAGAGCAUGAAGGCAGAGAAGAGGGAGGUUCUGGGCCUCCCACCACUCCCAGAGGACAGCAUUAAAGUCAUCCGCAACAUGAGAGCUGCGUCCCCCCCGGCGUCGGCCUCCGACCUCAUUGAGCAGCAGCAGAAGCGAGGCCGGCGGGAGCACAAGGCCCUGAUUAAGCAGGAUAACCUCGAUGCCUUCAAUGAGAGGGACCCAUACAAAGCUGACGACUCCCGAGAGGAAGAGGAAGAAAACGAUGAUGACAACAGCUUGGAGGGAGAGACAUUCCCCCUUGAACGUGAUGAGGUGAUGCCUCCGCCCACCCAGCAUCCCCCCAGCGACCGCAUCACCUGCCCCAAGGGGCUGCCCUGGGCACCCAAGGUCCGAGAGAAGGACAUCGAGAUGUUCCUGGAGUCCAGUCGCAGCAAGUUCAUCGGCUACACGCUGGGCAGCGACACCAACACUGUGGUGGGGUUGCCCAGGCCCAUCCACGAGAGCAUCCGAACCCUGAAACAGCACAAGUACACCUCGAUCGCAGAGGUGCAGGUGCACAUGGAGGAUGAGUACUUACGCUCCCCGCUCUCCGGGGGGGAAGAAGAAGUGGAGCAAGUCCCUGCUGAGAUCCUGUACCAGGGCCUGCUGCCGAGCCUGCCGCAGUACAUGAUUGCUCUGCUGAAGAUCCUCCUUGCUGCAGCCCCCACUUCCAAAGCCAAAACGGACUCCAUCAACAUCCUGGCAGACGUCUUGCCGGAGGAGAUGCCGACCACAGUGCUGCAGAGCAUGAAGCUGGGGGUGGAUGUCAAUCGGCACAAGGAGAUCAUCGUCAAAGCCAUUUCUGCCGUGUUGCUCCUCCUGCUCAAGCACUUCAAACUGAAUCACAUCUACCAGUUUGAGUACAUGGCCCAGCAUCUGGUGUUUGCCAACUGCAUCCCGCUCAUCCUGAAGUUCUUCAACCAGAACAUCAUGUCUUACAUCACUGCCAAGAACAGCAUUUCCGUCCUGGACUACCCGUACUGUGUGGUGCACGAGCUGCCGGAGCUGACAGCGGAGAGCCUGGAGGCAGGAGACAACAACCAGUUCUGCUGGAGGAACCUGUUCUCCUGCAUCAACCUGCUGCGCAUCCUCAACAAGCUGACCAAGUGGAAGCACUCCCGCACUAUGAUGCUGGUGGUGUUCAAGUCAGCACCCAUCCUGAAGCGGGCGCUGAAGGUGAAGCAGGCCAUGAUGCAGCUCUACGUGCUGAAGCUGCUCAAGGUGCAGACCAAGUACCUGGGCCGGCAGUGGAGGAAGAGCAACAUGAAGACCAUGUCGGCCAUCUACCAGAAAGUGCGGCACCGCCUGAACGAUGACUGGGCUUAUGGCAACGACCUGGAUGCCCGACCCUGGGACUUCCAGGCAGAGGAAUGUGCCCUGCGUGCCAGCAUCGAGCGCUUCAACUCGCGCCGCUACGACCGGGCUCACAGCAACCCCGACUUCCUGCCCGUGGACAACUGCCUGCAGAGCGUGCUGGGCCAGCGAGUGGAGCUGCCCGAGGAUUUCCAGGUCAACUACGACCUGUGGCUGGAACGGGAGGUCUUCUCCCGACCCAUCUCCUGGGAGGAGCUGCUGCAGUGAUGGCGCUGUGGGAAGGCAGGAGGGGGUGUUGGGGGAGAGCUUUGAGGUUAGGGGGGGCAAAGCCGUGGGUGCUGGGGGGGGGCUGUGGGUGCCUGGCCUCCUGCAGCAGGGCUGGGGGGGAUCUGAGGCGCCAUCCAGCCCCUCUGCCUCCUUCCGGGCUGUGCCGUGCUUCACCCCAUGCAGAGGUCAGUGGGGCAGGGAAGGGCCCUUUGGUGCCGCUGUGGGUCGCUGGGUGCUGUGACAGGAACACCAGGCGGUGUGCCCCCCCCCGGGCAGACACAGAGGGGGGGUGGGAGUGCAGUGGUGGUGGGGUUGGAGGCUGCAGUGUUCCCUCACCCCGCUGGGUGGGGUGGAUGAGCUGUACAUAUAUAAUAUAUAUACAUAUAUAUAUUCGUGGUAGCUCUGAA